Malus domestica (apple) is the source of this 2666-nucleotide messenger RNA. NCBI's taxonomy places the organism in Eukaryota, Viridiplantae, Streptophyta, Magnoliopsida, Rosales, Rosaceae. The record is from RefSeq and is a predicted model, not a curated record.
UGGUUUGUGGUUACCCCCCAUUUUCCCAAACGCAUUAUAAAAUCCCUAAUCUCAUCUACACGCGUUUCCUCACAAAAUUUCCUAAAUUUCUGAAAUUUCGAUCGAAAAUCUCAGCGACUUCUUCACGCAAUCUCUCUAUCUCUCAACCGCCACCAAAUUCAAGGACGAAAUCAAAUAAUUGCUCUUUGUCUCAGCCUCAUUUGUGACAUUGCGGCCUAAGACGUAGUCGUUAUAACAAAUCAAGAAUUCAAUUCCUUCACUCUGUACUGUUCUCCAUUCGCUGCAUUCUUUAUCUCACGUUUUGGAGCAUUUGUAAGAGUGGUUGCAUUGUGAUUUCUGUUAGAGUCAAGUACAGAUUCGGUAUUUUUCAGUUGGUAAAGCAGUAGAGAUCAGAAGCCCAAGUAGGGAAUUUAUUUAGAACUUUGCCUUCUGGUAAGUGUAUGUAGUUCAAUGGUUCCUUAUAGAUCUGAUAUAUUUCAAAUCAUGUGUUUUAUAUUAGGGAUGUUCUUCUGGAUGGAUAAUUAUUCUGAUUGCACAUAAUGUUAAUUUCUUUGGAACAAAGGAAUUACAGUCCUGGCAGUAAUAAUUUGAUAAACCCUUCAUAGUGCAUGACUAUAUUUCUUUUGUAUUAGACUGACUACAUUCUUUUAGAAACUCCAAACCUGAUUGAAUUUUUUUCUCUACGUUGUCAUUGACCUAGAUUUUGCGUAGGUUCUUAUCUUCCUGCUAGUCAAAUUGAAUUUGACAAUUGUUCAAAAUUUUGUUAGUACUCUCGAUUUGAAGACAUAUUGUUAUGUGAAUUGGAUGGGGAAGGGAUAAGGUGAAACAUUAUACAGAAAUAUUUACCAGAGAACAUUUGUACCCUGCGCAAUCCACUUAGAUGCUUCUAUUGUUUAUUUUAUGAUAAGAGAAUAAAUUACUUCUGUAUACAACAUGACAGUAGUGUAUUCCUGCUUAUCUAAUUGAUGAACGUUGAUUAUGCAUGAUGGUACUUUUGUCAUAAUAACUUCAACUUGCUUAGCAAAAUCAAACAGUGUAUACAAGAUGGCUGGUGUGAAACGAAGAUUAGAUACUGAUUCAGAUAUUCAUGCUCUUAACAAAGAACUGGAUGCCGUUUCGUGCCCCAUCUGCAUGGACCAUCCACAUAAUGCCGUUCUCCUGCUUUGUAGCUCGCAUGAUAAAGGUUGCAGAUCAUAUAUAUGUGAUACAAGUUACAGGCAUUCAAAUUGCCUGGACCGUUUUAAAAAGUUGAGGGAAAUACUAGGAACAGUCCAACUCUACCCAGUCCUUUACCUAUAAACCGUUAUGGUCCUAGCAUUACUUCUGAUCUGAACAUCCCUCUGAGAAUAGACUCAAAUGAAGCUAAUGAAAGUCACAACCUGAUUGAAAGCAAUUCUGUAUUAUCUGUUAAUUUACCUGGACUGCGACAACAAAAUGUUAUUCAAGAUUUAAAUAGGCCUUUUGAAGCACAACCAGAAGGUUUUAUGGAAGUGGUUGAUUCUGAGUCAUUUCAGGAAAGGGCUGAACAUGAUGAUUUGGAUGGGGAAAUUUCACCGGAGUCACAAUUGAGCUUGAAAUGCCCUAUGUGCCGUGGAGCCAUUCUUGGAUGGGAGGUUGUAGAAGAUGCCAGAAAAUAUCUUAACCUGAAGAAGCGAAGCUGUUCUCGGGAAUCAUGCUCAUUUUCUGGAAACUACCAGGAGUUGCGCCGGCAUGCCAGGAGAGUUCACCCAACCACUAGACCCUCUGACAUUGACCCGUCUAGAGAACGAGCCUGGCGACACCUUGAGCACCAGAGAGAAUUUGGUGAUGUUGCAAGUGCUAUUCAUUCAGCCAUGCCAGGUGCUGUUGUGGUUGGGGACUAUGUUAUUGAAAAUGGAGAUAGGCUAGCGGGUGGAGGGGAAAGUGGUGUAGUUGAAGCUAAUGGACCUUGGUGGACAACUCUGUUUUUGUUUCAGAUGAUUGGCUCAGCUGACCGUGCUGGGGAACCAAGGGCUCGAUCGAGGCCUUGGACAAGACAUCGACGGUCAGCAGGUGCUUUAAAUGAACGCCGGUUUCUUUGGGGUGAGAAUUUGUUAGGUCUUCAGGAUGAUGACGAUGAUGACGAUGAUGAGGACAAUGAUGAUGACAACAUGCCUAUGAUUAAUCACAGAGAUUUGUCUCCAAUCCCCAGAAGGCGUCGGCGUUUAACACGCUUGAGGUCCGAUGAGGAUCGACCAUGAGAAGUGUCCAUUUGAUCUGAAAAUCCCAGUCAGAUGAGACCGCCUGCUCCAAGAACCGCAUCAGCUUGUUGGAACUUAGAAGAGUGUUGAAAAAGAUCAAGCUGAUCGUUGUGGGGCAAUGGCAGUGCUAAUUUGAAGGGGAUUCUCUUAAGCCCGUGUUCUCUUUACCUGUGGGAGGAAUGAGCCUGUGGUUCACGUCUAGCAGCCCGAAUCCUCUAUUUCAAGUAGGCAGAGGGUGCCAACAGAAGUUGAGCCAUAACUCUUUCACUUUCUGGCCGACACGAGCCAAAUGCUAUUCCGUACUUGUAUGAUAUGGUUAUGAAGUCGAUAUCAGUUCUACUCUAUGCUUGUUUAUAAAUAACAUUAGACUUUGUCUGUAUUAGAAUGUAAAUAGUUUAUGCAUCAAUCAAAUUUCAGGUUGAAUAAAAGAUUGAAAUUUUCAAGCAA